Trichomonas vaginalis G3 is the source of this 945-nucleotide messenger RNA. Its product is annotated as ubiquitin protein ligase protein. The record is from RefSeq and is a predicted model, not a curated record. The transcript has a single exon. Lineage: Eukaryota; Parabasalia; Trichomonadida; Trichomonadidae. The coding region runs from base 1 to 945 and encodes 314 amino acids.
AUGUAUGAUAAGCAAAAUAAGGAAUUUUAUGAACCAGUUCUUAAAGCACUUCUUUCAGUACUAUCAGUAAUACCAAUGAGACCUUAUCUUGUUAAAUGUGUUAUCACAAACUUGGAUAAACUUUUCAAAACAGAUAUUAUCUGGAAAUACUUUAUCAAGCAAGAUUCCAAUUUUACUGAGUUAAUAUUGAAAUAUUUGAUCAAUUAUGGAGAAAGCACCGAAAGACAACAAAUCGAAAAACCAACAUCAAUCUCAUUAAACACAACAAUUUUCGCUCCUGAAAAUGUUUGUGGAGAUAUCGAAACUUAUUUUGCAACUCCUUUCAGAAAGAUUAAAGUAACACAGAAAGAUUUUGUUAAAGGACAAGUAAAUCAAAAUGCUUUCUUUAACUACGAAGAAUUGUUAUCCGAAUCAGCAGAGAUCAAUGGACAAAAUGUGAGCAUUGAUAUCAUUGGAAACAAUAAAAGUACUCAAUAUAUUCUUGAAGGAAUUGUCUCGAAAAUCUGUUCCCAAGAUUUUUCAAAAGCAGAUCCAACAUAUGCUUUAUUCCCAUAUUUAUUCAUCAAAUGCGCUCAAAACUCAACAAAAUCAAUUCCUCUAACGGAAAUGGAGCAAGCUCAUGCUGAUAUAUUGAGCCUUCCGCAUUGCGAUAAACCCAAUGAAGAAUACUCUAAUUUUAGAACGAAUUUGAGAGAUGUUUAUUCUGCAGCCGAAAGGGAUUAUCAAAAUCCAAAAAGUAUUUUCCAUAUCAUCGCAAAGGCAACAACACAAAAAAUGUUUAGAAAGAGGACAUUUAAUAUUGACGUUGAAGUCCUUACAGUUAAAAUAAUGCUUUCAAUCAUUUGGUCAUGCAAUUUGUUAAAGGAAUAUACUGAAUUCGAAACAGAACCAACUAUAGCAAAGUUUGAUACAAUUUUCAAACCUUACUUACCAAACCACUAUUAA